This is a messenger RNA of Ananas comosus (pineapple), 898 nucleotides long. Its product is annotated as histone deacetylase 9-like. Gene Ontology annotation, molecular function: histone deacetylase activity. Bases 125 to 829 code for a protein of 234 amino acids. The record is from RefSeq and is a predicted model, not a curated record. The transcript has 6 exons. Lineage: Eukaryota; Viridiplantae; Streptophyta; Magnoliopsida; Poales; Bromeliaceae.
AUAAAAACCCUUCGGAGGCCGAGGGUAGGUAUCCGCUUUUCCGCGCCCUCCUCUUUCCCCUCGAGCAAAGCUCGCAAGCUUCUCUUCCAUGGCGAUACUCUCGUAGCUCCUCCCCUACCUCACGAUGCCGCCCAAAGAAAGAAUAGCCUAUUUCUACGACGGAGAUGUGGGUAACGUCUACUUUGGACCCAAUCACCCAAUGAAACCGCAUCGUUUGUGUAUGACACAUCAUCUUGUGCUUUCGUAUGGACUUCAUAACAAGAUGGAGAUUUAUCGGCCUCACAAGGCAUAUCCGGUGGAACUUGCGCAGUUCCAUUCAGCAGAUUAUGUGGAAUUCUUGCACCGGAUAACUCCUGACUCACAACACCUAUUUGCAAAUGAACUUGCUAGAUAUAAUCUUGGGGAAGACUGCCCUGUUUUCGAGAACUUGUUCGAGUUCUGUCAAAUUUAUGCUGGUGGCACAAUAGAUGCUGCCCGAAGAUUGAAUCAUCAACUCUGUGACAUUGCUAUAAACUGGGCUGGUGGUUUACACCAUGCUAAGAAGUGUGAGGCAUCUGGCUUUUGCUAUAUCAAUGACUUGGUCCUGGGCAUUUUGGAGCUUCUAAAGUACCAUGCAAGAGUUCUCUACAUUGAUAUAGAUGUUCAUCAUGGAGAUGGAGUUGAAGAAGCUUUUUAUUUCACAGACAGGGUGAUGACCGUAAGUUUUCACAAGUACGGAGAUAUGUUCUUCCCUGGAACAGGCAAUGUUAAGGUAAUCGUUUUUUGGCAGAUUGUUGGUUUAGUGAACUCAUGCUAUAUUUACUGUUCUAGUUUGGUUUUCCCUUUGUAAUUUGUUCUGGUGUAAAUGUGGUGUUUUUGUCAUAUUAAUUGUUCUUUGGAAAUUUCAAGUCAAAAUCUU